AACGUUAAUUAAAAAACAAAAAAAAACGGUGACACCCUCAAAUCAAAAGAGAAGAGAAAACUCACCCCCAAAUCCCGACUGAGAGAGCUAUCUUCGACCACUCCCUAAACCCAGAAAGAAAUCGUUUUCGGGCGGCGGCUCCAAAGAGGUUUUCUCGGCGUCUCCGGCCACUACUCGGCCUGCUCCGGGCAAUUCUCGGUUGGUUGAGACUGACUUGCAGUAGGAUUUGAAGCUAGAUGAAUGAGCCACUGGAGGAUUUUAAUUGCAAAAUGAAUUUCGGGUGCAGAUUGAAUCGUUCACUGUAUCAGGUUGAAUAAGAUUAGACAUGCACAAUUGACCUGAAUAUAUUCAUUCGCUGAGCGCGGAAUAUAUUCAAUAAAAGACAUCAUUUGUAUGGGUCUUCUUCCUGUUUUUCUGACUCCUAAAUUCUUUAUUUUCACUUUUACACUUGCCCCAUAACAUAUCAUUAGUUGGAUUGUCAUGUAAGCAGCUAUCUAAAUAUUAUUAUUUUUUAAGUGAAAGGAAAUAAGAUAAGGAUUUUCAGAUUAUAAUUCUCUGACAAUGAGAUUUUCAUCAAGAAUACUCUCAUUUAUAAGAUUUGGGAAGACAAAGACCGCCAGAAUUGUUACCGGCCACUAGAAUCCCUAAGUGAGUGGAAAACACGGUGACAGUAAAAUGGGUAGAGCUUUGUGUGUCUUUUGGCCUUUUGAGGAUGGAGGUUGAUGAAGGGAGAACAUGUAUCUAGCCAAAGAACAUGCAUCUCGCGGUGUUGGAGCGGUUGCCUGGUGGAGUUUGAGAUAUUGGCAGUGGAAUAUGAGAGAGAGAUGGAGAGUUUUUGAGAUUUUUUUUUUUUAAUUUUUAAUUUUUUAUAAGAAGUGUUUUUGAGAUUUGAUUUGAGGGAGAAAGAUGUAGAGUUUCUGAAAUUUGAUUCCAGAAUGAAAGAGAAGGAGGAGGCAGGCUAUUGAAAUUUUCUUGGGUAAAAUGGUAUUUUGGAAAUGUGAGAUGUGUCCCAUUUUAAUUGGUUGGUCUCACCAAAUGUUGUGCUGAUGUGGAGAGAGUGUCUCAUAAGAUACUUUCUUGCUGAGUUGUGAGACAACAUUUAAUUUGCUGCAUAUGUGCUUCAGUCUAAAUGACAGCUGAUAUGUUGUCUCCUUCUCAGAUUCAGAGACUUGAUGACACUGAAUUUAGAAAUCAUUGGGCAAGAGCUUAUAUAAGGUCUCAACGGUAAUCAACAACAACCAUCAGCAUAAAUUAAAUGUUUACCAAUGAUCGGAGACAAGAAGAGCGAACUGGAAAAUAUGGAAGUCCAAGGCUGCAAUACCUUCAAGAAUUGGUGAGUCAGUUUCAAAACUCUACUGAUGAAGAAACAAAAGAGAAAAUUGCAGCUAAUUUGGCAAACUUUGCAUAUGACCCGUACAAUUAUAAAUUCCUGCGCCAGCUCAAUGUUUUGGAACUUUUCCUUGACUGCAUGACAGAACCCAAUGAAAGGCUUGUGGAAUUUGGGGUUGGUGGGAUCUGCAAUUCUUGCGUUGAUUUAGCGAAUGCUGCAAUUGUCACUCAGAGUGGUGGGAUUCCUCUUACAAUUCAAUGUUUAUCAAGCCCAGUUAGAAACACUGUGAAUUACGCACUUGGAGCUCUUUAUUAUCUCUGUAACGCAUCUAAUAAGGAAGAGAUUUUAAAGCCAGAAGUGGUUGAUAUCAUCAACAGGUAUGCUGCAGCCGAAGCUGUAAGUGUCAGCUUCAGUAAUCUGGCCAAGGCAUUUUUGGACAAACAUGUCAGAGCAAGUGAGGCCUAAAGCAUGCUUCUCAAGGUGGCUCAUUUACAAUUCGUUCCUUAUCUUGGCUAGAGCUUGUGUUGGUUCCUUGUUUGUUCUAAUCAUUACUCAAAUCCUUGUAUUGGAAUUCUGUCGUACGGUUUUAUGAUGGAAUUAUGUGAUAUUUUGGGUUACACCAAUAUGUAAGUCUGGGACAAAGGCUCAGGUUGUUAUUGAACAGGGAUAGCAGUAAAAAUUUAAAUGGAGACGAGGAACAAGAUCCCAGUUUAUUUA
This is a messenger RNA of Quercus lobata, 2047 nucleotides long. Its product is annotated as ARM repeat superfamily protein. The record is from RefSeq and is a predicted model, not a curated record. Gene Ontology annotation, molecular function: protein binding. The coding region runs from base 1256 to 1795 and encodes 179 amino acids. Lineage: Eukaryota; Viridiplantae; Streptophyta; Magnoliopsida; Fagales; Fagaceae. The transcript is spliced from 8 exons.